This is a messenger RNA of Nannizzia gypsea CBS 118893, 1992 nucleotides long. Its product is annotated as U3 small nucleolar RNA-associated protein 13. Bases 1 to 1992 code for a protein of 663 amino acids. Gene Ontology annotation, cellular component: 90S preribosome; nucleolus; small-subunit processome. The record is from RefSeq and is a predicted model, not a curated record. Gene Ontology annotation, molecular function: protein binding; U3 snoRNA binding. Gene Ontology annotation, biological process: endonucleolytic cleavage to generate mature 5'-end of SSU-rRNA from (SSU-rRNA, 5.8S rRNA, LSU-rRNA); endonucleolytic cleavage in 5'-ETS of tricistronic rRNA transcript (SSU-rRNA, 5.8S rRNA, LSU-rRNA). The transcript is spliced from 2 exons. Lineage: Eukaryota; Fungi; Ascomycota; Eurotiomycetes; Onygenales; Arthrodermataceae.
AUGUCUAAAGUCGCUGUGAAGACCACUUUUGAGGUGCACAAGACGAUACAGCCAAUUUACACAGGCGGGAGCGUUUCACUUGAUGCCACUGGUCGAUUUCUAGCAACGUGUAUAGGCGAGGAUGCCUUGGUCAUUGAUUUAGAGACCGGGGAGAGGCUGGCGCAAAUUGAAGGUUCUUUGAAGGUUCAUUCCCUCGAGCCAUUGUCUUCUUUCAGACAUGGAAAUAAAAUUGAGCCUCUACUGGUGUCACGACAAAUUGCUGGCAACGACGAUGAGGUUAUAGAUAUGGCCUGCAUUGGUCGUGACAGAUCACUGCUUGCGUUGGCCACUAACUCAGAGUAUAUAAGGAUUGUUCGAGCCCAGUCUAUGGAAGAAGCACAGGGCCCUGGCAGUCACUUUGGAGCAGAUAUUGCUCGACUGGAGGGCCAUGAAGAAAUUAUAAUAUGUCUUGAUGUCGACUGGUCUGGAUCUUGGCUAGUAACUGGCGCUAAAGAUAACAACGCUAGGAUAUGGCGAAUAGACCCAGCCUCAUCAUCUUUUACUUGCUUUGCAACUUUCACUGGCCAUGCUGAAUCAAUAGGGGCCAUUGCAUUCCCGCGGUCAGCUCCAGCUGAAGGUACUCCUGCUUUUGAAGAUCCCCUCAACCACCCACCUCCGUUUUUCCUUACUGGCUCCCAGGAUCGGACAAUUAAGCGAUGGGAUAUGUCCAAACUCUGCGUCACGGCAUCAAAACCGCACGCACCAAAGGCAUUAUAUACCCGAAAAGCGCACGAAAAAGAUAUAAAUGCACUUGACGUGAACCAUUCAUCUACUUUAUUUGCAUCUGCAUCGCAGGAUCGUACUGCGAAGAUAUGGUCGGUCGAGGAUGGGUCUGUUACAGGUGUCCUUCGUGGGCAUAAGAGGGGCGUGUGGUCUAUUCGAUUUGCGCCCAAGGACACCCCAGUUUCUACCACCGCCCCUGGUUCAACCAGUAGAGGGAUAGUUGCGACUGGAUCUGGUGAUAAAACUAUCAAAUUAUGGAGUCUCUCUGAUUAUAGCUGUCUCUUGACAUUUGAGGGACACAGUAAUAGCGUACUCAAAGUGAUAUGGCUCCCGCCUCCACAUAUCUCACAAUCUGAUGAGGAUAUCUCUUCUCGAGGAGCUGCACAAAUCAAUCCCCUAAUUGCCUCCGCUGGCGCUGACGGGCUGGUCAAGAUAUGGUCCCCAUCCACAGGCGAAGUAGAGACGACGCUAGACAACCACACUGACCGUGUCUGGGCUUUGGCAACUCCAUAUACACCUUUUUCCACGACAACUGGCCAAGGGAACUUGAAAGGCAGGAAUCUUGACUUCUCCCUAAUUUCAGGCGCCGCGGAUUCUGUGGUGACUUUCUGGAAAGACACGACCUCAAGUACCUUGUCUGCUGCUGUUACAGCAAGCUCUGAACGAAUUGAACAGGACCAGCAACUACAAAACUACAUUCACGCUGGCGCGUACCGUGAGGCUAUUACCCUUGCUCUCCGCCUGAACCAUCCGGGUCGGCUACUAUCCCUAUUUACUUCUGCCAUUGAUGGGAAUGAUGACACUGCUGAGAGGGAUCCCGACAACCUGACUGGGAACCCCGACAUUGAUGCAGUUCUCAAGACUUUAGACGAUGAACUUCUAUAUAUUCUUCUAAUUCGCUUACGAGACUGGAAUACGAAUGCUCGGACAGCACGGAUUUCACAGCGUAUUCUAUAUGCACUCUUCAGGUCAUACCCAUCAUCCACGUUUAUUGAGCUUGCUGGCCGAAAAAAUAUACUUCCGACCGAUGGUAAGUCAGGGAAAUCAGCUGCCAUGAAAGAUAUCUUGGAAGCCUUAGCUGCAUAUACGGAAAGGCAUUACCGGAGAAUUGAGGAGCUAGUUGAUGAAAGCUACCUCGUGGAGUGGGUUCUUGGUGAGAUGGACGGAGGAGUGGGAAGUGUAGCACAAGCACCUAAUGGUACAGAUGGGGAGGAUAUAAUCAUGGUUUAA